Messenger RNA from Sipha flava (yellow sugarcane aphid), 2037 nucleotides. Its product is annotated as E3 ubiquitin-protein ligase TRIM23-like. NCBI's taxonomy places the organism in Eukaryota, Metazoa, Arthropoda, Insecta, Hemiptera, Aphididae. The coding region runs from base 129 to 1853 and encodes 574 amino acids. Gene Ontology annotation, biological process: intracellular protein transport; vesicle-mediated transport. Gene Ontology annotation, cellular component: cytoplasm; plasma membrane; lysosomal membrane. Gene Ontology annotation, molecular function: zinc ion binding; GTPase activity; GTP binding. The record is from RefSeq and is a predicted model, not a curated record. The transcript is spliced from 8 exons.
GUCAGUGAUAUUGGUAAUUAAAUGGUGAAUGAUCAAAAACAAUAAUUUAUUUUAAUUUAUGUGAGAUUCCUUUGUACUCGGUUCUAAAUAUUCCAAUUUUUCAAAUUGCAAUAACUAAAUGAAAUAUAAUGAGUGGUAGUUCAUUCGAUUAUAAUUCUCUGUCAUUUGGACGAAUAUCAUCAAUACCAGACAAAUCAGAUGUUUUGGAAUGUCGUGUUUGUGAAGAUAUAUUCACUCUUCAAGGAGAUAAAGUCCCACGUUUACUGUAUUGUGGACAUACUAUAUGUCAUUCUUGUUUAUUACGCUUAUACCAACGAUGUUCUACUGUCCAGUGUCCGUUCGACAGGCAAGCAACGCCUAUAGGACCAUCAGGAGUUUGGGGCUUAAAAAAGAAUUUUGCAUUAUUAGAAUUACUGGAACGUUUACAACGGAGCAACAAAGCAGAAAUGAAUAUAAAUUCAUAUUUAAAUGCUGAAACAAUGGAAAAAGAAGAACAAUUACACAUAACUUGCGAUGAAAAUGAUAAUCAUAUUGCUGUUCUUUAUUGCACUGUAUGCUGUACAAAUUUAUGUUUCUAUUGUUCUGAACAAACUCACAGCACACGAACGUUAGCCAAGCAUCGCAGAGUUCCUUUAUCAGAAAAACCACAAGAACGACCUCGAUGUCCAUUACAUCCAUCUCAUGUGGCUGAGUUCACUUGCCUGCAAGAUAGUUGCCGCCAGCCAUCACCUCCACUCAUGUGUUUUGUGUGUAAAGACUAUGGAACUCAUAAAAAUCAUAAGCAUGCUUUAGUUGAAAUAGAAGCAGAAAAUAUCAGGUCAAAAGUGAAAAAUGCUGGACCAUUAAUGCGUAAUUUGAUGGAAGAAAUAAAUGAUACUAUUCAAAGAUUAGACCAGGUAAUGUUACGUUUGGAAGGUGCAGAUGCAAAUGGAUUAGUUGAUGAUGAAGUAUCUAAUCCUGGUACAGGCUAUCUGGCCCGUGCUAGAGUUCAGUUGUAUUUUCAACAUCUUCGGGAAACAUUACAAGUUCAAGAAGCUGCUGCCUUAACUGCUGUUGAUACACAUGUAAGAGAAAGAUUAGGUUCACUAAGAAGCUUACAAGAAGAUUUAGCGUCAUCAUUAUCUCAAGUCGCUGUAAUAUGUGUACAAUGUGAACAAGCUGUUCGACAAGAUGAUUCUCGUGUUAUAUCUGCUAGUAUUGAUAUCAAUCAAGCUUUAAAUGUUAUCGAAAAACACAAACAAAUGUUUACUGAACUUGGUCCAGAACAAUUACAACCAGAUGCUAGUAUACCCAUUACUUUUACAAAAGAUAAUAGGGUGCACAUUGGUCCAAAAAUGGAAAUUCGUGUUGUUACUUUAGGAUUAGAUGGAGCAGGGAAAACUAGUGUACUUUUCAAACUAAAACAAAAUGAAUUUAUGACUAUGAUUCCUACUCUUGGGUUUAAUGUUGAAACCGUUGAUUAUAAAAACAUGAAAUUUACCAUAUGGGAUGUUGGUGGUCAACCAAAAUUGAGACCAUUAUGGAAACAUUACUAUCUUAAUACACAGGCAGUUGUAUUUGUGAUCGAUUCCAGUGAUCAACAAAGACUAUUAGAAUCAUCAAAUGAAUUAUCUAAACUAAUGACAGAAAAAGAAUUGAAAGAUGCUGCAUUAUUGAUUUUAGCUAAUAAACAAGAUAUUCAUGGAUGUGUGACUAUUGAAACAAUCACCGAAUUAUUUGGCUUAUAUAAACUAUGUUGUGGGCGCAGUUGGCAUAUACAAGCUUGUGAUGCCCAGAGUGGUGCUGGUCUUCAUGAUGGACUUGAUUGGCUUGCAAGACAACUUGUUGCUUCUGGUGUCCAUGAUCUCAAUUAAUAUUAUGAAAUCUUUGAUUUUCGAAAAUUGAUUAUAUAUUUAAUACUAUUUUUUCUCCAUCGAUUCAAAUAUUUAAAUUUAAAAAUAUGGUUUAUUAAUUGUUGUGUUUGCUUAUACUUAAGAUUAUAUUAUUGUAUUGUGAUAACUUUUUUUUUGUUUUUCAAUUAAUUUAAAAGUAUUAUGC